UAGCUGUUACCAUGUUCUGCUGCAAAAUUUAUACUGUCCGUCCAGCCGAAACUUACAUGCUCUUUUUAGCAAUACUCUUGGUGUCAGGCCUUUUCUAUUCAUUGAGCAUCUGUUUAUGUCGUUGUUCUAGCAAAGCUGAAGCACCUUCCUUGAAGAAGGAGGCUCCGUGCAUUGCUGUGUUCUGUGCUGGGGUCCCACUUGCAGUACUCUGGUCGUCAUGAAGCCCGUCUUCUGCUGUCCUAUCUAAGCUCACCAGAAAGCUUUGCGUGCGGCAUCUAGAAGCAUAUAUAGUGUCACUGGUUCCUCAUACUGGAGACUUUUGGUUUGGCAAGCACACCAUGGCUAAUUCCAUUGCACUGGCACCAGUUGCUGUCAAGAUCAGACCGCAUGCGGUGUUUUAGACAACUUAGCUAAAGUUAACGGAGCAGCGGUUGUAGAGGUUGACUGCGUGUGCAUAUGGGCAGCAGUCCAGGUGGUUCGUACUUCGCGAUCUCACCGAACUACCCCCCUAGCUUUAUUCAAGGUUUGCUUGAAAUCCAGUGAACAGAAGAAGACGAAAGGGUAGGCUGGCUAUGUGGUAAUGUGUUGUGUUGAACUUGAACACUUUCAAUCUGUUCGAUGUUUUUCGGAGCUUAUCUGAGAUGUUGCGAACCCUUUCCAUGACCAAGGCCUUGUAGAUGACGUGGGAUUGGGAUAUCAGUUUCAGUGCGACCUUGUAAAGUGAGGAUGUUGGAGCAUAGAUUCGUGCAUACAGAGGAGGUGCUAGCUUUCAAAGGAAUAGGUAACAACUUAAAUGCAUUUUGAAGGGGCGUUCGUCGACUGAAAACGAGGGCAAUGUCAAUCACUGCAUGCAUUUGUUCGGUGUUCAUGGCCGAACUGAAACCCGAAGCUUUACGAAGGCACACAUGAGGGAAACCCAAGUAGAGAUCGCGGGUGGCAUGUGCAAAGUUAAAGAUUUAGAGCAUCAUUUGAAACCUGAACUGCUGCUGCACUCUGCUAUUUACAAACAGGAUAUCCAAGGACUCGAUAAGGUUUACCCGCCAAUUCACGUACUCUACUAGAUGUAAUCAACUUUAUCACUGAUAGGUUCUUAUAAAAGACACUCUUUGUUGUUGAGCCCUCCCUCGUGCACGUUUUUAUGGCAGGACGAUUUAGUCGUGGACACUAGUCCACUCUAGGAAUCAAUUGAAACUGGCAGAAGUUCUUUCAGACGCGCAUCAGUUGUUUCUCCGUGGGAGGUUUUGUUACAUAUUAGAUUUGCUUAUUCUCUUCAUUCAGACAUCUCCUCAGGAACCAUGGCAAUCGAAGUAAGGGGGAGCUGGGCCGCCGACGCAACCAAGAUCAUGGGCCAUCACUUCGCAGAGGAAGCAGAACGGAUGCGAUCUAUGCAUAAGUCUCAAGAGUUGGAAACUCUCCACAACGGUUCGGUGCACCUUGGCAAGGAGUACUGCGGGGGUGGUCGGACCAGUUUUUUCCAAAUUACAGGCUUUUCAGCUCCAAAGACUGUGACCACAGACUGCGAGAAAACCUCAAACUUCGGGUCCGACUCCGGCACUCCUGUCGGUUACUCUGUUCCCUUUCAUAUGCUCAGCAUGUCCGCCAAUGAGCGCGCCUGUUGUGUACAGUCUGUGGAGAGCUGUAGAAAAUUCAAUUCCGAUUUCAAAAUAUCCAGCGACGAUGACACGGAACAUGGGAGUUUGGAGGACGACAUGAAGGAGUUGAACGAAGACAUGGAAAUUCCCUUAGGUCGAGAUGGCGAGGGUAUGCAGUCAAAGCAGUGCCCGCGCGGCCACUGGCGUCCAGCGGAAGACGACAAGCUGCGAGAACUAGUGUCCCAGUUUGGACCUCAAAACUGGAAUCUCAUAGCAGAGAAACUUCAGGGUCGAUCAGGGAAAAGCUGCAGGCUACGGUGGUUCAAUCAGCUGGACCCUCGCAUCAACCGGCACCCAUUCUCGGAAGAAGAGGAAGAGCGGCUGCUUAUAGCACACAAGCGCUACGGCAACAAGUGGGCAUUGAUCGCGCGCCUCUUUCCGGGCCGCACAGACAACGCGGUGAAGAAUCACUGGCACGUUGUGACGGCAAGACAGUCCCGUGAACGGACACGAACUUACGGCCGUAUCAAAGGUCCGGUACAUCGAAGAGGCAAGGGUAACCGUAUCAAUACCUCCGCACUUGGAAAUUACCAUCACGAUUCGAAGGGAGCUCUCACAGCCUGGAUUGAGUCGAAGUAUGCGACAGUCGAGCAGUCUGCGGAAGGGCUCGCUAGGUCUCCUUGUACCGGCAGAGGCUCUCCUCCUCUACCCACCGGUUUCAGUAUACCGCAGAUUUCCGGCGGCGCCUUCCAUCGACCGACAAACAUGAGUACUAGUCCUCUUAGCGAUGUGACUAUCGAGUCGCCAAAGUUUAGCAACUCCGAAAAUGCGCAAAUAAUAACCGCGCCCGUCCUGCAAAAGCCAAUGGGAGAUCCCAGGUCAGUAUGCUUGCCGAAUUCGACUGUUUCCGACAAGCAGCAAGUGCUGCAGAGUAAUUCCAUCGACGGUCAGAUCUCCUCCGGGCUCCAGACAAGCGCAAUAGUAGCGCAUGAUGAGAAAUCGGGCGUCAUUUCAAUGAAUCAUCAAGCACCGGAUAUGUCCUGUGUUGGAUUGAAGUCAAAUUUUCAGGGGAGUCUCCAUCCUGGCGCUGUUAGAUCUUCUUGGAAUCAAUCCCUUCCCCACUGUUUUGGCCACAGUAACAAGUUGGUGGAGGAGUGCAGGAGUUCUACAGGCGCAUGCACUGAACGCUCUGAGAUUCUGCAAGAACAGCAUUCUAGCCUUCAGUUUAAAUGCAGCACUGCGUACAAUACUGGAAGAUAUCAACAUGAAAACCUUUGUGGGCCAGCAUUCUCGCAACAAGACACAGCGAACGAGGUUGCGAAUUUUUCUACGUUGGCAUUCUCCGGCCUAGUGAAGCAUCGCCAAGAGAGGUUGUGCAAAGAUAGUGGAUCUGCUCUCAAGCUGGGACUAUCAUGGGUUACAUCCGAUAGCACUCUUGACUUGAGUGUUGCCAAAAUGUCAGCAUCGCAGCCAGAGCAGUCUGCGCCGGUUGCAUUCAUUGAUUUUCUAGGCGUGGGAGCGGCCUGAAGGCUGCGGAAAGAUUUUAGCAAAGCUUUUAUAACGUUUUUUUUGCACAGGGCUGUUUUUAGCUUGUAUACCAGUAGGCACUUCUACUUCUUUUUCUUCUUUUCUUUUUCCCCUUUUCUUCUCCCCCCACUUUCACCAUUUCCGCCAUAGCAGCCUUUGAAUCACGUAAUGGAACCUUUGGCGGCCUGUAUGAGGCACUUUUGGAGGCAUCCCUGGACGAAGAAUGGAUCAAACCGUACUGCGGAUGUCAUGCUUUGAAGCUGCAAUCCGAAUUCAGUAGCAUGCUGUGGAUGACUCAAAAGGAGUAGCUGCUUUGUGAAACUAAUACUAUACAGCGGAUUUUGAAGACCCAAGUUUCAUGUGGACAAGUCUGAAAAACUUAUACGCCACCUCCAUGGGCUUCUACGAUGAAUAUGCGCUUUCGGCUUACACUGCGGCUCUUUUUUGCAUAUAUAUAUACUUCCAUUCAAUUUUAUUUGGAAAUGUUUUGAAUCUACCUUCUCGUACAAAACUGGGAUCAGAAAUCUUCCAGGUUGUGGGUCGCAAGUUAACUCUGCAGAUUGUGGCUGACACUUGGGCAAUCGGCAACUUUAUCUUUUUGUUUUUUACGCUUGAACGGACCUCAGCUGUACAGACACUCAUCAUGUACAUUCGAUGCCAUCUCUUGGCUUUCAUGGAAGUUCAGAUAUCGGAAACUGUGACAGAGACAUAGAGAGAGAGAGAGAGAGAGAGAGAGAGAUUCUUGAUGCACUGUGCGCCGAGUUUGAGACUAGUUUAGAAAGAUUGAUGAAGCUAGCAGUAAAUUGUUGGCCUCAUCUGAAAGGUACGGCCUUGACUCCGUGAGCUUUUUGAGGAAAUAAAAGCGGAACUGUUGCAAUGUUA
Messenger RNA from Physcomitrium patens, 4001 nucleotides. RefSeq lists its product as uncharacterized. Gene Ontology annotation, molecular function: DNA-binding transcription factor activity, RNA polymerase II-specific; RNA polymerase II cis-regulatory region sequence-specific DNA binding. NCBI's taxonomy places the organism in Eukaryota, Viridiplantae, Streptophyta, Bryopsida, Funariales, Funariaceae. Gene Ontology annotation, cellular component: nucleus. Gene Ontology annotation, biological process: regulation of DNA-templated transcription. The record is from RefSeq and is a predicted model, not a curated record.